Molecule: messenger RNA, 651 nt
Organism: Alnus glutinosa
Lineage: Eukaryota; Viridiplantae; Streptophyta; Magnoliopsida; Fagales; Betulaceae
Product: receptor-like protein 34
Exons: 2
Coding region: 1-651 (216 amino acids)
Molecular function (GO): protein binding
Source: RefSeq, a predicted model, not a curated record
AUGGCAAGCCAAGAUGUUGCAAAUGUUCCUAACAUUACCACCGAUCAAUCAGCUCUUCUUGCCUUAAAAGCUAGUAUUUCUUAUAAUCCUCAUAAUGUUUUGACAAACAACUGGUCUACUGGCACCUCUGUUUGUAAUUGGAUUGGUAUCACUUGUGGUUUUCGCCAUCAUCGAGUCACAGCCUUGAACCUUUCUUACAUGGGUCUCCUAGGCACCAUUCCUCCACACAUAGGGAACCUUUCAUUUCUUGUUAGCCUGAGUAUAAAAAACAACAACUUUCAUGGAUCUGUGCCCAAUGAGUUGGCACAUCUUUUUCGGUUGCGUCACUUAUCUUUUAAGUUCAACGACUUCGGUGGAGAAAUCCCAUCAUGGAUGGGGCUGUUAUCCAAACUUAAAUUUUUGUCUCUUGCUGGUAAAAGUUUUACAAGCGGAAUUGCACCAUCUCUAUGUAACAUAUCUUCAUUGGAGAUAAUAAGUUUUGGAUAUAACAAACUUUCGGGCUCCAUUUCUAUUUUCAAGUGCAAACGAUUGAAAUAUUUAUAUUUAGCUUAUAACUAUUUCACUGAAAGCGUACCUUCAGAAAUUGGAAACUUAAUCAUGCUCACAGAGUUAUACUUUCACAACAACAACUUUAAAGUAUCUUUCAAAUGA